Messenger RNA from Parnassius mnemosyne (clouded apollo), 1950 nucleotides. NCBI's taxonomy places the organism in Eukaryota, Metazoa, Arthropoda, Insecta, Lepidoptera, Papilionidae. The record is from the annotation of a GenBank genome assembly.
AUGCAUUAUAAAUUAAAUAAAGAUCCUCUAAAUGAAAUUUUAAAAUGUACUUAUAAGCGAUACAGAAACUUUUGUAAUGAUAUAUUAAAAAAACAAAAGAAUCAUUAUGAAAGAAAUGAAUUGAAAGCUGCUGGAAAUGAUAAUAAAAAAAUUUGGAAUGUUGUUAAAAAUAUAAAUAACUUAAAUAAACCAAAAGAGCUACCAGCUGAACUUCUCAAGAUUGAAAAUAACCCUCUUAGUUCCGUCAACUUUAUAAACACUUUUUUUGCAAAUAUAGGCUCUAACUUGUCAAAUAAACUUAAAAUAGAUCUUCCGCCUCUUCCUACCACUGUAAAUCCUGUAACAGUCAAAAGUAAGUCUUUUGUCCUACUUAAAACAAGUGUAGAAGAACUCGAACGUCUCAUUCUUAAUCUCAAGACUGAUUGUGGUGCUGGCUGGGAUGGUAUUACGCCAAAAAUUUUAAAAUGUCUUAAAGAAUUUAUAAUCCCCCCACUUAAUCAUAGCUUUAAUAGGUGUCUAGAAGAAGUUAUUUUUCCAACAGUUUUAAAAAGGUCCAUCACAAUACCAGUUUUUAAAAACGGAAAGCGUGACAUCAUCACUAACUAUCGUCCAAUAUCGUUACUCCCGUCUAUGUCUAAGCUCCUUGAAAGAAUAAUAAACACUAGACUUAUAAAAUAUUUAGAAGAUAAUGAAAUUCUCUCAAAUGGUCAAUUCGGUUUUCGAAGAAGUAAAUCAACUACGGACGCUAUACAUAUUUUUACAGAAUUUAUUGUGCAAAAAUUAGAUUCCAAUAAAAAAUGUAUCACAAUCUUUAUUGAUCUGCAAAAAGCUUUUGACACUAUUUCAUCUUCUAAACUGAUCGAGAAACUUGAAAAAAUGGGUAUUAGAAAUGUACAAUUACAACUUUUUAGAGAUUACCUACAAAAUCGCUCACAACGAGUUAGGAUAGGAGAGAUUUUUAGUGAUGAAAGACCAAUCAAUUACGGAGUACCACAAGGAAGUAUUAUCGAUCCAACUCUCUUCCUUUGCUACAUAAACGAUCUUUGUCAAUUAAACAUCCCAAAUUGUAAAAUAAUCUCAUAUGCUGACGACACAACCCUCUCGUUCUACGGUGACUCUUGGGAAGAAGUUUUCAAAAUUGCACAGGAUGGUUUCAAUAUAGUGUGUCACUGGCUUGCUCUAAAUAGUCUCACUUUAAAUACCGAUAAAACCAAAUAUGUAAUGUUUUCCAUCCGAAAUUCAACCUGUAUUACAAAUAAAUUUAAAAUCAUAGCACAUUCAUGUAAUAUGACCUCUAUUUCUAAUUGUAAAUGUCCUGAUAUUGAAAAUACAAAUAACAUAAAGUACCUCGGCAUAAUAAUAAGCAAGAAUCUAACUUUCAAAGAACAUAUAAACUAUUUAGUUCAAAAAAUUAGAAAGCUUAUCUACAUAUUUAAAAACUUAAGACAUAUCGCAAACUGGAAUUUAAUUAAAACUGUAUAUGAAUCGUUAGGUAAAUCUAUCCUGUCCUAUGGCAUUUCUGUAUGGGGAGGCUCUAGUAAAACAUUAAUGAUGGAAGUUGAAAAGGUACAAAGGAUGAUAUUAAAAAUUGCCUUGAAAAAACCUAGGACGUAUCCGACUACGAACUUAUACGCAGAAGCCAAUGUGUUAACGGUUCGAAAAAUUUACAUAUUAUCAAUAAUCUUAAAAAAACAUAGUUGUAUUGAUUUGUUGGAUAAUAUAAGGAACUCUGGUACGAGGAGAGAUUAUGAAGUCUGUGAAAUUAUUCCGGUAAAAACAUUUUUUGCUCAAAAGUUUUUCAGUUUUAGAGGUAGUCGAUUAUAUAACAAAGCAAACAAAUUACACCGUAUCAUUAACCUAACUAAAUUUGAAUGUAAAAAGAAAAUUUCAAAUUGGCUGCUUAAACUUGAUUACGAAAAAACAGAACAAUUACUGCAGAUUGCAUCUUAA